This is a messenger RNA of Plasmodium coatneyi, 1029 nucleotides long. RefSeq lists its product as uncharacterized. The record is from RefSeq and is a predicted model, not a curated record. The transcript is spliced from 2 exons. NCBI's taxonomy places the organism in Eukaryota, Apicomplexa, Aconoidasida, Haemosporida, Plasmodiidae. The coding region runs from base 1 to 1029 and encodes 342 amino acids.
AUGAUCGCCUUUGAUGAGCUUUUCGAGUUCCUACGGGAAGCUGAAAUAACCUGCGAUAAUUUUAACGAGCAGAACGAAGAACAGGAAGCAAUUAUCCUCUUCCUAAAUGAGUUGAAGUCAUACAUCGCGGAUCUUUCCCUUUCGCUGAAGCAUAGGAUAAACGCCCCCGAUGACAUAACCGAACAGGAUAUUUUGAAAAAAAUUAUUAACAAGAAGGAGAGCCUUGAGUGGAUCCUUCGGAAGAAAAGGGACAAUUUCCUUGGAGGCGUCCACUCGGGGGGGAAUUCCUCCCCGCUCAUCUUCGCUAAAGGAACCAAUCAUGAUGACCUCAGCAGCAGUGGUGUGGAAAACCCUACAGGGGAAUCCCCCCUAGUGCCACCGCUCAACCGAACAAGGCAGAAGAGUGUGGGCACAACUUCGGACACAUCCUUAGAAGUUAACGCCGCUGAGAAGGAGGAUCAAAUCCCAUCGCACAGUCUCACUUGUUCAACCCGGGGGUAUAAUAAAGUGGAACCGUCGCUUAACGGGGAAAAGGUUCCAACUGAGUAUGAAGCCCCUUCAAAGGAAGACCCCGCCGCAGCAGCCCAAUCGGAGCGCAAAGAAAGCUACGAUGGGGUGGAAACCCUAAAUGAUGAGAUACUAAAAGAAUGGAGCGAACAGAUUGAUGAGUAUGAUAACCUACUCUAUGAAUACUCCUUUGCAUUUAAAAAAAAUGACUUACAUAAGAAAAUGAAAUCCAGAAAAAAUAUGAACAACGCAGAUGAAAAUAUCGAUGAAGAGUUGUGCCUACUGGCACAGGAAAUGAAAGAAAACGUUUUAACAUACAGAGAGAUAAUUGUCGAAGACAACAGGAUGCUGGAGCAGUCGGCGAACAAACAGCUAUCCAACCUAGACAACAUAACUGAUGUGUAUAAGAAGACGAAAAAAAUGGGGCAGAACAAAAGCAUUUCCUUCUUCGUGUCGCUGCUCAUAAUUGCUGUUUCGGCCCUGCUGUUCGUGCUCACCUUUUUUGUCAUCCUGAUUUUGUAG